UGAUUAUCUCCCUUUCAGUUAUAUAAAUCACCUCUCUACAGUGUGAUUAACCUGGUAAAAGAGGAGGCACAUUUGAAAGAUAUUGAGAAACUAUCAAAUAGAAAUGUGGAGACAAUUCUAAUAUAGUCAUCACUAAUAUUUCAGAGUUUAGAUUGAAUUAGAUAUAAUGAAAGUCAAUAGCAGGUGCACCUACUGAAGUGGUUUAAUCUUAUAAAGAUGUUAUUAAAAAAAAAACUAUUGAAAAUAACCUUCGAUCAAAAUUUAGAAUUAAUUUUAGGGGCAUAAUAAAAAAUAGUUUCUAAUCCACAAGUGGAUUGAU
This is a messenger RNA of Paramecium octaurelia, 319 nucleotides long. The record is from the annotation of a GenBank genome assembly. Lineage: Eukaryota; Ciliophora; Oligohymenophorea; Peniculida; Parameciidae.